Messenger RNA from Frieseomelitta varia, 5562 nucleotides. RefSeq lists its product as uncharacterized. The transcript has 7 exons. The record is from RefSeq and is a predicted model, not a curated record. NCBI's taxonomy places the organism in Eukaryota, Metazoa, Arthropoda, Insecta, Hymenoptera, Apidae. Bases 746 to 3688 code for a protein of 980 amino acids. Gene Ontology annotation, molecular function: protein binding.
ACGAAGGAACUUGGUGCUGUUGCCGCUGCAGGCGUUUCGUCGCCGCACCACGCGUUCCCCGUGACUCUGGCAAAUCACAUCCGGCCGUGGAGAAGAGGAAAUCGUGCGCGCGGACACUCUCGCGGGCAGAUCAGCUUCGGCCACGGUCACGUGCACCAGCAGCACGUCCAGUUUCGGAAAGUGUUUUGCUGUCGACGCGGGAAAAUUAGAAUUCCACGGGACGCGGACGGUUUCCGUGCCAGUUGUUACCACGCGAUACUGAGUGAAAAUUAUACCUGAUACGCUUGCGUGGCUACCCGUGGAUACUGCUGAGUUUACUACUGUUCGACGAAACUACAAAAAAGAAGAGAGACAAAAAAAGAAAAAGAAAGGAAGAGGAAGAAAAAAAACGACCAAUCGAGAGUGCGUGCACGAGUGCAGCUGUUUCACCGUGGGAUCGAAACAUUCGGAGCUAACGAACAGAACAAUCUUCGUCGUUAGAACGCCAACAAGCAGGAGCAGAACGACAGCGAAGUUCCGCGUAACCAAGCUGCAGCAAUCAAGACGUAUCGGAGACGAGCGAGUUAUAGGUUGUUACGACGUGGUGAACGUUUAUGGGAUCGUACGUGUAACGAGCAUCCUCGCGUCGUAAAACGCUGUCCACAUAGGAAAUGGACGGGGACGCAAGGUACGCGAGAAUGACAUUUCAAUGAUCGUGGAAAGCUGGUAGCCGACUGCAGAAGCGGAAGAAACCGGCCGAAGAACGAUGGUUUACAGAGGCAGUUUGCAGACCGACGAUCCGAGAGAUGCACCGAGGCUGGUCAGAAUGUCACCGUUGCGAACCAGCAGGCCGCCGAGCAAUCCCGUGGCCAAUUCACGAGCGGCUUCCUCCGUUAAUAGUCCGGUGUAUCACGGCCCGUUUGUGCCAGCAAUCGAUGUUCAUCAAGCUAAAUUGAUCGAUGAAAGACGUUUGGCUCGUGAAAGGGACAUCGCGUCCAUGGAGAAGGUUAUUAUGAGGACCACCGGCCUCAAGAUCGGCGCGCCGCGGCUACGGAACAUCAGUCAGAUACGAGACACGGUGUUCGUCGAUCCGGCUCUGAUACCGAUGGAGAAGAUCGGCCGGGUGGAGAAGGAUCGGCCGAGAACCAUCGCGGUCGACAGUUCCAGCAGAUCGGCCAGAACGCAGAGCUCCAUGUUGGCCGACUUGAAGGAUUUGGAAAGGCUGAGGAACACGCCGUCGGCGCAGAGGUGUUCCAGAGUGGCAACGAGAAACGAAACGAAGUCCUCGUCGUCCAACAAGAGGACGGAGCUCUCGAGCACGACGAAAAUUCGUUCGGACAUUUUCAAGAUACAACAGAUGUUUCAAAGUCCCGACAGCUCGCCGAGGACCGUGGUGAAGUGCUCGACCGAGAUGAAGAACGAGAAGAGAAACGAGACGGAGAAACACGAGAGAAAACCCGGGACGGAAAUUAACAAAACGAGAUUACUCGCUCAGAAGCUGUUGGAGGCGUCACGGAACAAUCGGGAGUCGCUGAAGGAUCGAUACAAUAAUCCAAAGAAUGCUUCGAAUCUGAGAGCUGGCAAGGAGGUGAACGGCAGGGUGUCGAGCAAAGCGCCGCAGAGGAACAGCGUGGACCCUAAGCAAUCGGAGAGGGGAAAAAAUCCGACAGUGUCCGAGGAUGUACAUCCACGACCUCCGGCCCGAAGAAGGAGGGAGUCGAAGAACAGAUGUGGCGGCGAAUCGCGCGCGAAUGGCGCCAUUGUCGACGACGCUAUGAGGAACGACACUCUUGAAAACGAGACGAAGGACACCGAAACUUCGGAGAAAGAGGUUGAAACAUCGUCAAACCUCGACCACUGUCCGAACGUCGCCAAUGCCACGGAAGACUCGAAGACGAAACCGAAGGAGCUCGACAGGCCGGACAUUCUUGAUGGAUUGUUGAAAGAGUCUGAUCAACAAAUGGCCGAUCUGAAGUCGGACUUGCACGAAAGAAGAAGAUCACGAAGUCAUUGGAGAGGGUUCGUGCAGUCGAUGAGAUUACACGAUGUCGAACUUCAUUCGGACAGCGAAGAUCAACGAAAAGACCUGAAUUUAUGGAACAAGAGCAUCAGUCAACGAUGGAGGAAGCUGAGGAGGAGGUGUUCCGUUCAGGAGACCUCGGAACCUCAGGAGGCUCUCAUACAAGGUGGAACGACCCAGGGGGUUAUUCAACCGAUAAGGUCCAGUUCGGCCAGCAGGGAGUCCUCGCCUGCUGCCAAGAGCCUCCAGGACGGCAGCUCGCCGAAGAAAUUGUUACAAACAAGCUCCCUGAGAUUGCCAGGCACCACCAAGGGUAUAGCCGACAUUCAGCACGUAUUACGAAGCAAAUUCAGCAAGAUAAACGCUGGCAUCCGAAAGAGGAAGGCUCUGAGCGUGACCGAGGUGUUCUCGCAGAAGGAUAACGCGUCGAAUUUCUACGUGCCCAGCCCCUUGACCUCCUCGAGUAGUCAAAAGUUCGACGGGGAAUACGACUCUGGCGAGCCGACUUCCCUUCCGCCGUAUCCGUUCCACGACAAUCUCGAGACGCUGGCAGAGGGUAGCGUGCCGAAUUCACCGAACUGCAGCAACAGCCCGCUGACCAGCAACAGCAACAAGACGUUCACGUACUCGCGGAGCAGCAGCGCGUACGACUCGCCGGUCCUCAGUCACGAUCACAGCCAGAAGGACGCAUACGAGAACGUUUUGUACACGAGCUCUUCGUCUCCCGGCUGUUGCCCGAGGUCCAGGGGCGUGUUACAGCGCAGCAAUUCCGAGAAUCGCGACGCUGGCCGACAUCAGGACCACUCGUACGAGAACGUGCGUUUCCAGCGUGGCCACAGAUCGGAACUGACGCCGUCCGUCACUCCACAUUCCGACAGGCAUCUGGCGAGAAGCAACUCGGAGACGAGGGACCAUCACUCGUACGAGAACGUCCACUUCCAAAAGAGCUCGAAGCCAAGGAAUCAGCCCGACUCGUCGUUCGAGGAGAUUCACAUACCGAGGGUGACGCCGAGGAAGAGGAUGACCGAUUUCAAAGUCGGCGGACAGGUGAACAGUUACUCGAACGGGUCUGGCUCUCCGGGCACGAACAAGGAAGACGGGCCGUCCAGCUUGGGGGCUGAGAGGAGCCCUGGCAAGAAGACGACCAGACGAAUGAACAGCAGGAGCGUCGCCAAUAUUCCUAGUUCCUCCGGUUCCGGCUUGAAGACUUGGCAAGGUACGCAAGAUACGGACGAAGGCCUGAAUACCGACUCCGAGCUCGAAGACAUCGACGAAGCCGGCGAGGGUGAAGAGUCGAGAUUCUGCACCCUACCAAGGCCAGGCAAGGGUGGCGCGUCAUUCACGAUACUGACAGCCAGAUUUCUAAAGGGUCCUGGACACAAAGGACUCGGCUUCAGCAUCGUCGGCGGUACAGACAGUCCCAGAGGGAAUAUGGGAAUCUACGUAAAGACGAUCUUCCCUAAUGGCCAGGCGGCCGAUCUUGGUACCGUCAAAGAAGGGGACGAAAUUUUGUCGAUAAAUUCGAAACCUCUUCACGGUAUGACGCACGCUGAGGCGAUCGCUGAGUUCAAGUCCGUGAAAGCUGGGGACGUGGUUCUGCACGUUGGACGUCGCGUCAGCAGAAAGAAGAGGGACUCGCUGACGUUACCACCUGCCGGCCCGGCUCCUCCUCGUCAGCAAGUGAAAUGAAUCGUUGAUCUCUUUCCACUUUCAUUCCGCGUGAAAACGUUUUUGUUUUCCAUUCAAGCGCUAACGUAGCUCGCAUCUUUGAACCAGAUGCCUUCCUCCUUUAGGCAAUGUCGUUCGUUUGUCACUAUUGAUAACGCUGAUGACUACGUUGAUUCCGUUCUAUGACGAACCAAUCUCGAUUUUUAUUUUUCGCUUGUACUCGGUUUGUUAUUUAAACAUUCGUUGUUCGAGGUCUGAUGGAGAAUACGUUUUUUCGUCGUGCGACGAAAGCUGUUGAAAGCUGUGAACUAAAGAAACGUCGCUGUUGAGACGAGAGAUUGCCUGUCUUCGCAUAAACGUUUGCAAAAGUUCAACAGAUUGAACUCUCGAGAGAUAUUCCUGUCUAUUAUCGCGGUAACGAGGAUCGUAUCGUCGUUCGAAUUAAAGAGGUGAGACGAAUGUAACGAGCUGUCGACAAAUCAAAACAAUGUAGUCCUAUGAUAUCGUGUACUAUCUACUCGUAUUCGAUGUACCAACAUAUCUAAUCUCGAUAACCUCUAAUCGUUCUUCCAAUAAUCACCGUUAAUUGUCAUCGUAAUUACUGUUGGCGUUGUAACAGCCGCUACCAGGCUCUAGCUUUCGUACAUUUUCUCGUAUAUCGGAAACUUUUUACAAGCGAGGAGAGUGUAUUUUUGUCGAAGAUUUUUAGCCGGUCGGAGCGAAGUUCUAUUUUUUCAAAGCGAUCUUGAUGUCGAGUCGUGAAGAUCCGAGUCCUCCGGCUAGUCUAGCAGAUUGCAAUUUAUUUUUGUAACGCGCGAGCCGUCACGGGAGGGAACGUAGCUCGAAACUGUCGCACGAAACAUCGAACGCACCUAUCGUUGACCUGUCGACGAAUCGAGAGAAGAAAAAUAAGAGGGUGGCGGAGUGAAAAAAAAAAAGUAGAUGACGUAGAAAAAGAGCGACGUUCGCUCGGAACGCUGCGAUCUCUGAAACGGCCUGAACGAAUGGGGACGCGCAUUCAACAGGACGUCCAAUCUUCCGCGAUUUGUUGCGAGCAAGGAUCGAAUUAUUUUUUAACUACCUUUGCAUAGAGUAACGACGAUCGCCCAAAGAUGAAACCCAAAAAAUAUUUUUACUACAAGAAGAACGAGACGCGUAGAAUGGAGAUAUACGCAUACUAUAGAAUUAUAUUAUAUAUAAUAUAUAUAGAAAUAUAUGAAUAUACAUUAUAUAGAAAUAUAUAUAUAUAUAUAUAUAUAUAUAUAUAUAUAUAUAUAUAUAUUUUUUUUUUUUGACGAAUAUCGAACGAGACACGUUUGUUUCAAGGCGAUGAAAUUAUUAUUGUUAUUAGUAUCUAGUCCGUCUGUAAUAUCUUUCGUUUCGAUUCUUUUCCUUUCCUCUCUUCUUUUCUUUUCUUUUCUUUUUUUUUCUGCUCUUUUCUCUCGUUUUAUAUAGCUAUCGAUAUCGGGAAACAAACGAGAAAAAAAAUAUAUAUAUAUAUAUAUACACACACACAUACAUGUAUCUAUAUGGUGAUAUACAUACGAUUAUAUAUUUCUUAUAUCGAUUUUUCAAGGUGUAACGAAGCCAACGUGAGCGAUCAAUAAAUUGCACUUGAAGGUAUCGCCUGUUCGGACGAAGUUGCUUCCCGAACAUAUUAUUUUUAUAAUAACACGAUUGUGUUGCGCGUCCGUUUGGGGAAUUCGAGCCCAUGAUUCGCCAAUUGCAAAACUACUUAAAACUACUGAAAAUUUGAAUUCUCUUUGAUACUUUAAUGGAACUUGAAUUUAACGAAACAAACGGCUCGGGAUUCUUCAAGCGCAACGAUAAAUUUCAAUCUCUAAUCUUCAUCAUUCCAUCGUCACGUAUUCUCGGUUUUUAAUGUUUAAGGAAAA